Messenger RNA from Otolemur garnettii (small-eared galago), 632 nucleotides. Its product is annotated as histone H2B type 1. Bases 10 to 390 code for a protein of 126 amino acids. NCBI's taxonomy places the organism in Eukaryota, Metazoa, Chordata, Mammalia, Primates, Galagidae. Gene Ontology annotation, molecular function: structural constituent of chromatin; protein heterodimerization activity; DNA binding. Gene Ontology annotation, cellular component: nucleosome. The transcript is spliced from 2 exons. The record is from RefSeq and is a predicted model, not a curated record.
GACUUCAAAAUGCCAGAGCCGGCUAAGUCCGCUCCUGCCCCGAAGAAAGGCUCUAAGAAGGCUGUGACUAAGGCACAGAAGAAAGAUGGAAAGAAGCGCAAGCGUAGCCGCAAGGAGAGCUACUCCGUUUAUGUGUACAAGGUGUUGAAGCAGGUCCACCCUGACACCGGCAUCUCAUCCAAGGCUAUGGGAAUUAUGAAUUCCUUCGUCAACGAUAUCUUCGAGCGCAUUGCGGGUGAGGCCUCUCGCCUGGCGCAUUACAACAAGCGCUCCACCAUCACCUCCAGAGAGAUCCAGACUGCCGUCCGCCUGCUGUUGCCUGGGGAACUGGCCAAGCACGCAGUGUCCGAGGGCACAAAGGCUGUCACCAAGUACACCAGUUCCAAGUAAACUUGACAAGAAGCGACAACAGACUUUAGACAUGUGGUUUUUGCAACUAAUCACUGCUGGACACUAAUUUAUCUCACAAACCAAUGAAUAUGAGUGAUACUAGAACAUAAAUUAAGGUAUUUGAACAAUCAAGGAAGGACCAACAAGCACCUGGGUAAAACAUUAGAACUUUCCCCCCAAGUAUGAAAAUAUUAAAUGUUCAUGGUAGAAAUUUGUAGGAAAGAGAAAUGUAUAAAGAAAAA